Messenger RNA from Cornus florida, 4906 nucleotides. RefSeq lists its product as uncharacterized. NCBI's taxonomy places the organism in Eukaryota, Viridiplantae, Streptophyta, Magnoliopsida, Cornales, Cornaceae. Bases 3158 to 4819 code for a protein of 553 amino acids. Gene Ontology annotation, cellular component: plasma membrane. Gene Ontology annotation, molecular function: protein phosphatase 1 binding; protein phosphatase regulator activity. The record is from RefSeq and is a predicted model, not a curated record. The transcript is spliced from 3 exons.
CUUCUUCCAGGGAUCCCAUACCCGUGUAGGAUACUUUUCGGAUACUGACACUCGUGUCCGAAGGUCGGAUACGUGUCUGAUACUUCUGUAAAGUGUCCAAAUAUUAUUUUUUAUUGGACAUGCGUGUCCGAGGCUCAGACACACGGUCAGAUACUUCUGUAAAGUGUCACUCCUCUCAAUCUCUCCGCUUCUUCAAUUAUCUCUCUUCAUGAACAAGAUAUAUAUAUAUAUAUAUAUAUAUAUAUAUAUAUAUAUAUUUAAGUUAUAUGAACAAAACUUUGUGAAAGACUAAAAGUAUAUAUGUUUAUUCAUAUGCAUAUUUAGUUCAUUAUAGUUAUGUCUCUUCUGCACAUCUUCGUUUGGAAUUUGGAUCAACUUUAUUUUUUAUUUAUUUUCUGUUUUGUCUUGUCUAUAUUUUUCUUAUAACAGAGAUGAAAUUAUUGAAAUUGAUUCUGUUCUUUGUUGUUGUUUUAUUUUUCUGUACAAGAUUCUAGUAAUUAUAUUUUGAAUAUAUAUAUAUAUAUAUAUAAUUUUAUAGGCGUAUCCCCGCCGUCUCCGUGUCCUAUUUUUUUAAAAUUUGCCGUGUCGUGUCGUACCCGUAUCCCGUAUCCGUGUCCGUGCUUCAUAGCUAAAAACAAAAUUUAAUAAUUUGUUUUUUACAUUAAUUUUUUGAUUUUAAGCAUUACAAUUUUUUUUUUUCCUUUUUUUUUCCUUUGGUCAUUAUGCAACUUAAUCAACAAUAUUAAUUAAUUUUUUGAUUUCAAGAGUUACAAUUUUUUUUUUAAAAAAAAAUUAUUUUUGAAAAAGUCAAUAUACAAUUUAUUCAACAAUAUUAAUUACAUAUUUUUUUUAAAAAAAAAAGGAGUUUUGAGUAAGAGUUUUAAUUAAUUUUUUGUCAUUUAUUUUAUAAAAAAAAAUUGGAGGAAGAGUGAAGAGAGAGAGAGAAUUAUCACAAAAAAAGAAAAAAAAAAAAAAAAAACAGAAAAAGGAGAGGAGAGAGUGAAAGGGAGGAGAGAGAAAAGAAAAAAAAAUAGGGAGGAGAGAAAUGAAGAGAAAAAAGAUAGGGUUUUGUUUGAGUGGGUUAUGAACUUAAGAUGGGUUCCCACUCUUAUCUCAUUUUUGAUCAUUGAAUUGUAUGGGUAUAUACUCACUUUUUAUCCAUUGUUGCCAACUCACUUAAUUUUGGGUGCCCAAAUGAUUUAAUUUCAGUGGGCGGGUUUGGGGGGUUUAACGGGUUUGGGCUUAAAUUGCCACCCCUACAAAAGCUCUAGGACGCGAUUUCAGCAUUGAAAAGUGAUACAGAAUCCGUGAUGGAGGUCAGGCACGAUGGUGAAGAGUGCUCAAGAUGGAGUCGGUUGUGUUGCCCAGAAAACUGAUUCAGCAUUGGCAAGUUUGGCACGUGAUAAAAGUGCAGAUGCGUGGGUAAAGUUGGGCCAAAUAGAAGAGAAAAUGAAAAUAGUGAGAACUAAGGUUUCAAAACUUUAGCUAGAUGCGAAGAUUUGAGGCCUUGAGGUGGGUGGCGAAACGGUAGCGUGGGUUUGAUGGAUGACCUUGGAUUGCAGCCAGAGGCUUAUGUCGUCAUCUCCGUGGUAAGAGGUUUUGACGCCUACGCUCUAUCUUCCUUACAUGCCGAUGGAUCAAAAUCAGUAAGCAAUUUAACGGACCGUAAAAGAAUACAAUGAAUUAUAAGGCUCUAAACAAAAGAAUACGCUACGCGAAAGUCGAUAUACGAAAGAUAUAAAAGAAUACACUACGCGAAAGUCAAUAUACGAAAGAUCCAUAGAAACAUUUGAACCUCUGAUACCAACUGUGAUACUCAAAAUUGGGGAUAUCAAAACAAUUAAGGUAGUAAACGAACGCAUAAUACAAAUGGAUAAAUAAAGAAUAAAUAAAUAAUGAAAGAAAAACUAAAAUAAUAAUUAAAUAAAAAAUCAAUAAAAUCCAAUAAUUUAAUAGCUCCUUUAAUAUCAAUAAUCCUCCAAAAUACAACUCGGGAAUCCAUCCCAUGUGGACCCCUAAUAAAAUCCCAACUGAAAUGAAUAAAAAUAAUAACUGUCUAAAUCUAAAUACUGAAAAUAAAAUAUAGAAUCCUACAUAGAUGACUGAAAGAGUGAUGAUAUUUGGUCUCUACUCUGCACGAACACAAGCUAUGUCUGGAAUUGACGCGAACCUGAAAAAUAAAUAGUGGGUCAGACUCACAAACAGUGACCGACCUAGGAAUUUUGUUGAGGGGGGCGCCGUUGAAGAAUAAAUAAAAUUGAAAACAAAUAUUUUUAAAGUAAUAUAAUAAAUAUAAGAAUUUUAAAAAAAUUAGUGGGGUGACAAUGUGAAAUAGAGUAUUUUAAAACUUUGAGUUGGGGUAUUUUUUAAAUUUUAAUUGAAAUUAUAGGUAAUAAUGAAAAUUGAAAAAAAUUGAGUGGGGCAUUUUUUGUAAUUUUAGUUGAAACUAUAGGUAAUAAUGUAAAUUAAAACAAAAUUCAGUGGGGGCAUUUUUAAAAUUUUAAUUGAAACAAUAGGUAAUAAUGUAAAUUUGAAAAAAUUCAUUAGGGGAUCCGCUCCCCACUGAGGCCAGUGGGUCCGUGCCUAAUUCUUUCUACUUAUAACUUUGUAGACCUAAUAAAAGACUUAGGACUUGAAAGUCUAUCAAAAGAAGCCUUAAAAAUCAUAAUAACAGUCGAAGACUGGAUCAUCAAAAUUCAUAAAAAAAAACUCCGUUAUAGUAAGAGCUUAAAUAGCGGCAUGGAAUAUCCCUCCUGCAACAGGUAGAUUUUUAAAACAAUCUAUACAGAGAGGCCAAAAUAGGAGAAAUGAGAAAGAGAUGUCCGUGUGCAAGAAGAGCAGCUGGACACAACGGUAAUAUAUGUUACCCUAAUAUAUAUAACCGUAAUAUGACAAUAAUAUUAUAUUAACACUUGGAGUGCCUUUAUCCACAAUAUUAAUCUUAAUCUGUAUCUUAGACCGACAUUCCUUGUGGAGCUAUUAGAAACGCUUUUUCCUUAUUUCCUUGUGCAUUGGUUUUAAGUUGAUUCAAUCAUUUUUCAUGGCUUACGCAAUUAACCAAGUCAGCAUCAUUCCAAGGUGUAAAUAUCAAGAGUUGGACUCCCACGCGGCCAAGCAGACACAACACAAUCACAAAUAGCUAACUGCAGUGACAAACAUGAUGGAUCGAAUCAUAUAUAAGGCUGCUGCGGAGGGAAAUAUUGAUGUCCUGAUCACACAAAAUGCUGAUCAACUUGAAGGCCAAGUGACCCCCCAAAAGAACACAGUCCUCCAUGUCGCGGCUCAGUUCGGCCAAACGGAUUGUGUGAAAGUGAUCUUAGACAAGUGUGGCCAAUCACUGCUUUGUUCGGUAAAUAACAAAGGUGACAGUUCACUUCACAUUUCGUCCAGGGAUGGAUAUGCCGACGUAGUAUGGGAACUUAUUAAGUAUGCGAAAAAAGACAUGGAUCCUGAAAGCCGGACUAGAACUACCAAGAAGAUGCUGAGGUUGAGAAAUGUGGAGGGUGACACGGCCUUGCACGAGGCUGUGCGAAAUGAAAACAAUGUUGAUGUGGUUGAGAUUUUGACAAGAGAAGACUCCAAGUUUGAACAUCCACCCAAUAACGCCGAGGAGACUCCCCUUUUCCUGGCGGCGGAGAGAGGUAAUUCAAUGAUUGUGUCCAAAUUCUUGGAGAAUUGCAGAUCACCAACUUACAGUGGCCCAAAUGGAAGGACAGCUUUACACGCAGCAACAAUUCAUGGUUACAAAGAAUGCGUAAAAAUUUUAUACCUCUUGAAGCCGUCACUAACCAAGGAAGCAGAUGUAUAUGGAUGGAGACCACUCCACUAUGCUGCGUGGAUAAGAAAUCCGUCAAUGGUUAGACAACUACUUGAUUUGGAUGAAUCGGUGGCGUACCUUGUUGCAGAUGAAGAUGACAACAAGACAUCUCUUCAUAUAGCAGUGAGUCGAGGUAAUGUAAAAAUCAUGAACGAAAUAUUAUCACGCUGUCCAGAUUGCUGGGAAAUGAUUAACACUAGAGCCCAGAAUAUCCUUCACAUUGCAGUGGAGCAUGAUGAGCAGGAAACAAUCAAAUUUAUCUUAGAAAAUUCAUUUGGCAAAAAGCUUAUAAAUCAGAAAGACACAGAUGGAAACACACCUUUUCACAUUGCUGCUGCUAAUCAUUCCAUCUACUGGAAGUAUUGGGAGCUUUUUUCCCAUCUCGGUGAUAAAAAGGCCUGCAACAAGAAAAACUUGAUGGUAAAAGAAACACGUGACCGACGGCUCCGGGAGGCACCAGAAGGUUCACGAAACAAAUUCGAAGUACCUAAAAAAGAGGAAGCUCAGAAGAGAGAAAAUAAAAAAAAAAAAGAAUUCACGAAACUUGGGGACACGGCAUUGAUAGUGGCUGGGCUUAUAGCAACGGUAACAUUUACAGCUGGUUUCACGGUGCCAGGUGGAUUUGAAAGUGACGAUGGAGUAAACAAAGGCAUGGCAGUAUUAGGAAGACGGACAGCUUUCAUAGCAUUUGCUUUGACCGAUACUAUUGCUAUGCUCUUAUCCAUUAUUGCAGUAUUUCUCCUCUUAAUUUCAUUCACUUAUACUUAUAAUCAUGAUGAGGACGAGCGUAUAAAGCGCCAAGUCUGGGCUUUUUGGCUCAUUACGGCUGCCAUGGGAGCAAUGGUGGUUGCAUUCAUGACUGGUUUUUAUGCUACAUUGGAACCUUCAUUAGGCCUUUCAAUCACUAUAUGCCUCAUUUGUUUCGUCUUCUUUCCUAUUUCUUUCUUUGUAUUUUGGAAGAGAAUCAAUGAGGGUAUAGAUAUAGACCUAAGAGCAACAUAAAUUGUAGUGGAACUGUAUUCACUGCUUCGGCAAUAUGUACCCCCAAAAUGGUUUUAUUGAAUAUAUAACCGUCUUUCUCCCACACAA